CAUUGGGAGCCUGAUGCUGUAAAACAUGUAGGUAGUUAACCGACUCCAGUGUCAACUCCCAUCGGUAUUUUAAUGAUGAAGGCUUUCACUCCUGCAUCUGUUACAUAUUUCAAUGCACCACCAUGUAUUACCCGAGUUCCCUGUGCUUGCUUCUGUGGUUUUAUCAGCAGAAAGCCACAGAGCGCAGAGCAGAGAGGUUGUGCUGCAAGAGCCAGCCGUAGUGAUGAGUAGCUGGCUGGGGUUGUUGAUUCCGACACUACGCGGCUGCGGGACGAGACAGCGUCAGGUCGACAAACAUUUACCAGAGGCAUUGUCGAUAAUCAAAGUUUGAAACAAAACGACAUAUUUAUAAAAACAACUGAUGUGCGCGCGUUGCGGGGAUGCCAGCCAGGCGUGGCUUGAAUUUGAAUAUCCAAUAUGAUAAUGCGUGGGGAGUAUGUAUAUAAACCAGUCUGUCUGAUAAGCACACUAAUCUUAGUGUGAGUAGUAAAGUACACGUCAUUAAAUAAAGGAAGCAUUUACCGAAGAGAAGGAGGUGAAUUACGCGGCGUACUCUUGCACAGUCUGGCGCAUGGGAUUUUACUUUCUAUGUUGCACAGUAAACUUCCUCGCCGGGUCUGAAUCAACGGAUAUUUUAAUUGCUUUAGCAGAUCCUUUCAGCUGUGCGCCAUGGCGGAGGUCGGGGGCAUUCUAGGGACACUUGACUUGGAUUUACAGAGUUUCCCCGCACUAGGAAACGUGCCCUUGGCAGAGGCUCCGGCGGGUUUGCUGAAUGAGAGGCUGGGGCAGAUUGAGGGGAGGUUACAGCGGGGUUCGUUGACGGAUUUCGGGCACCUUAAAGGGAUUCUGCGGCGGAGGCAAUUGUACUGUCGGACUGGCUUCCAGUUGGAGAUAUUCCCCAACGGGACCGUGUACGGGACAAGGCAGGACCACAGCCGAUUCGGUAUCCUAGAGUUCAUCAGUCUGGCCGUUGGACUGGUCAGCAUCAGAGGAGUGGACGCAGGACUGUACUUGGGCAUGAACGAGAGAGGAGAACUCUAUGGGUCGAAGAAGUUAACAGCGGAGUGUGUGUUCAGGGAGCAGUUUGAGGAGAACUGGUACAACACCUACGCCUCCACGCUGUACAAACACAACGACACGGGCCGAUUCUACUACGUAGCGCUCAACAAGGACGGCUCGCCGCGGGAGGGAGGGCGGACAAAGAAACACCAAAAACUCACCCACUUCCUGCCGCGGCCGGUGGAGAUUGAGAAGAUACCCCAGGCAUACAGAGAUCUGUUUCAGUACAGGUGACCAGGGCUGAGUGUCGGGGAGGAGGGUGGGUCGGGGCGGAUGUGUGGGACCACUGACCUCCCUUUCAGUCCACCCCACCACCCCCCACUAAGGUGUUUCCUGUCCGGCCAACCGAUCAACCUCUUCCGAGGAGCACCGACAAGAGAGAUAAACAUUUAGUGUGUUCCUGGACGCUGCCACUUCCUCUCUGAGAGGUUGUGUUGGCCUGUGGGUGGGUCAGAACAGAGAAGGGACAUUGUCCUUUCUAGGCACUGAGGAGAGAGGAAGAGAGAGAAUGAGAGAAGAAAGGGAUGAAUUAAAAGAGAAAAAGAGGGACGGUGAGAGACAGCAUGUCCUUCUGAGAGGGGCUGGCUAGAGGACUACAUGACUGCCUUUACCUGGAGGACUACAUAACUGCCUUUACCUGGAGGACGACAUAACUGCCUUUACCUGGAGGACGACAUAACUGCCUUUACCUGGAGGACGACAUGACUGCCUUUACCUGGAGGACGACAUGACUGCCUUUACCUGGAGGACGACAUGACUGUCUUUACCUGGAAGACUACAUGACCGCCUUUACUUGGAGGACUACAUGACCGCCUUUACCUGGAGGACUACAUGACCGCCUUUACCUGGAGGACUACAUGACCGCCUUUACCUGGAGGACUACAUAACUGCCUUUACCUGGAGGGUGACAUGACUGCCUUUACCUGGAGGACGACAUGACUGUCUUUACCUGGAGCACUACAUGACUGCCUUUACCUGGAGGACUACAUGACUGCCUUUACCUGGAGGACUACAUGACUGCCUUUACCUGGAGGUUUCUCUGCCAAACCUCUGCAGAUAUGGAAGGACAAACGGGCAGAGAGACAUGUCUGGAGAGACAACACCGGCCUCAAUCCUGUAUGACUCUCUUAAUGCCUAAACACCUGCACUACUAACUACCAAAUACUUUUUCCUGAAGAUAACCACUUCUAUAAAGGAUUCCAUGCCUAACCAGCAUUCACUGCAACUAUGAAAGAGUGUGGGUUUAGAUCUUAGCAGUUCUAGUAGGUAACUGUUCCUUAUGGAGCCAAAUUGAGCUUGAAUGUAUUGACUGUAAGAAAAGAAAAACAUAACUGAAAUAUUCAUAGUAUGAAAAAACUAAAUUCAAGUCCAAUUUUAAAAUGACUUCGCUUUUUACGAUUACAAUUUCUUCCCACCUUCGUUCGAAUCAUGUUUUUUCAAAACCAAGUUUUGAGCCUCUAUUGGCGUGGAGGCGGGGCUUUACCUGGGCAUUGAAUUCUUGCACCCGAUUAGUCUAGAAUCAAACCAUUAUAAGGAGCAAAUCAUAGCCUCCCAAUACAACCUGUGGUGAGUUUAAGAACUGUAUAAACUAGGCUAAAUGUGUACAUUUAAACAGAAUAAUAAACUGUUAUUCCCAGGUUGUAUCGACGUCACUGUUGCCAUGGUCACAAACACAGAUAUUGAUGAACGUUUAAUGUGUUCUGGAGGUACUAUGUACCCCAACAUAAUCUCCCUCCAGAUUAAGGGUGACCAGGGUGACUGGAGCAUAUAAAACACGGCAAACUCACUGCUCGUCAGGCCUGUCAGUGCACAAGGUGUGUACUAUGGUUUAUUUAACUAAUUAGUAACUAUCCAUGUUCAUUAAAUAUACAGUUGUUCUUAAUGUAAAAAUUUUUAUUGGUGUGGCUAAAAAAUGCGGAAUAAGUUUAUACUUAACUUAUUAACUGGCUUUUGUUUGCAGUGAUGUUUCUAAAAUCUUUAGGCUUAGAACCAAUGGUAAUUAGCCCCUGUCUAACCUCAGUCACUUGAACACGUUAAACUUUCGUCAACUUUCACCUUAUAAUGGUUCGAUUCUAGACUAAUCGGGUGUGAGAAUUCAAUGCCCAGGUAAAGCCCCGCCUCCACGCCAAUAG
Molecule: messenger RNA, 3191 nt
Organism: Esox lucius (northern pike)
Lineage: Eukaryota; Metazoa; Chordata; Actinopteri; Esociformes; Esocidae
Gene: fgf16
Product: fibroblast growth factor 16
Exons: 3
Coding region: 670-1293 (207 amino acids)
Biological process (GO): animal organ morphogenesis; positive regulation of cell population proliferation; cell differentiation
Cellular component (GO): cytoplasm
Molecular function (GO): growth factor activity; fibroblast growth factor receptor binding
Source: RefSeq, a predicted model, not a curated record